ACGUUCAUGUUCGUUCGUUCGUUCUCUCCAACAACAACAAGCAAGCAACAAGCAAGCAAGACAAUGUCAAGAGCGUUGGUGAUGUUGAGUGCGGACAACGAUGCGAACGACAACCACAGUGGGACAACAACGACGAUGACACGCGCAGAGGAGUUGCUGAUGAGGCUGCAGUUGCAGCUGUGCACCCCGAGCUAUGACACGUUCCCCACAAGUGUCGCAGCGCCGGCAAAGCGGUGUGACACAGGUGGCAACAACAACUUCCUGAAGGGCUGCCAGUGGGCUCCGGACGGCCUGUGUAUCUUGACGUGCAGCGAUGACAACCGCCUUCGCCUGUUCAACCUCCCGGACGCGCUCCUUCAGGACAGCAGCAGCGGCAUGGAUACACAGAAUGACGCCGCGCUUGCAGACCAAGAGGACCGAGCGAGUGACAGACCAACGGCAGCGCCACAUGGACAACAGCUAACACCCACGGCAUCGCACGUUCACAGCAAUGACGGCAGUGACGACAUUGGUGCAGAGGACAGGGGUGUUGGUGGUGCUGCGUCAACUUGGCAGCCCGUGCUGACGGCGGCGGAAGGAGAGCUGGUGUAUGACUACUGCUGGCUGCCAGGCAUGACCUCAGAGGACCCGUCGAGCUGCUUGUUUGUGACCUCGUGCCGAGACCACCCCGUGCAUGCGUGGGACGCGUUCACGGGCACGUUGAUCGGCUCGUAUCGCAGCUACGACCAUGGGACAACAUCGACGAUGACACGCGCAGAGGAGUUGCUGAUGAGGCUGCAGUUGCAGCUGUGCACCCCGAGCUAUGACACGUUCCCCACAAGUGUCGCAGCGCCGGCAAAGCGGUGUGACACAGGUGGCAACAACAACUUCCUGAAGGGCUGCCAGUGGGCUCCGGACGGCCUGUGUAUCUUGACGUGCAGCGAUGACAACCGCCUUCGCCUGUUCAACCUCCCGGACGCGCUCCUUCAGGACAGCAGCAGCGGCAUGGAUACACAGAAUGACGCCGCGCUUGCAGACCAAGAGGACCGAGCGAGUGACAGACCAACGGCAGCGCCACAUGGACAACAGCUAACACCCACGGCAUCGCACGUUCACAGCAAUGACGGCAGUGACGACAUUGGUGCAGAGGACAGGGGUGUUGGUGGUGCUGCGUCAACUUGGCAGCCCGUGCUGACGGCGGCGGAAGGAGAGCUGGUGUAUGACUACUGCUGGCUGCCAGGCAUGACCUCAGAGGACCCGUCGAGCUGCUUGUUUGUGACCUCGUGCCGAGACCACCCCGUGCAUGCGUGGGACGCGUUCACGGGCACGUUGAUCGGCUCGUAUCGCAGCUACGACCAGUACGAUGAAAUUGCAGCGCCCAAGGCCCUCGCCUUCACCAACGACAGUUCGCAGCUGCUCUGCGGCCACCGCGGGCUGCUGCACAUCUUCGACGUGGAGCGGCCUGGCCGCGAUUACACCGCCUGGGACUUGACAAGACAACACAUGAAGGGCGUGGUGUCAACGCUUGCGUUCAGCAACCACGACGACAGGCUGCUGGCGGCCGGGUGCUACGGUGGCGACGUCGCCCUCAUGGACUGCUCAUCCCGGACCAUCGCCACGCACAUCCGCGUGUCAUCCGGCGUCACGCACGUGCUCUUCAGCCCGCACGACCCGCACGUGUACGUGGGCACGCGCAUGGACCCGCACAUCUGGGGAUACGACGUGCGCAACAUGGCACGGCCGCUGCUGGGCCUGCAGCGCGGCGUCACCACCAACCAGCGCAUGUACUUUGACAUCGACCCGAGUGGGCAGUACCUCAUCACGGGGCAACAGGACGGCAGCAUUGUGUGCUACGAUCUCUGGUCGUGCGUCUCUUCGGACGGACCAGACACCACCAUUACAGACCCAGCGUACACGCUGCGCAGAACAGCGACCACAGCGCACAUCCACACUGCCGCCACCAACGGUGUGUCCAUACACCCGUAUCUGCCGUUGCUCGCGACAGCGUCAGGGCAGCGCAUGUUUGAACUCGUUGGUGAUGACAGCGACAGCGACGAUGAGGAGGACGCUGAUGAGGAGGACGCUGAGGAGAGAGAUGAGGAGGAGGAAGCAGAGGCGUGUUUGGUUCCCGACAACACGCUCAAGGUGUGGCGGCUCAAGUGGGAUGUGUACGAGCAAGGCUGAGUGGAAUGGAUGAUUGGUGGCGCGUACAUGCUGGC
Molecule: messenger RNA, 2198 nt
Organism: Salpingoeca rosetta
Lineage: Eukaryota; Choanoflagellata; Craspedida; Salpingoecidae
Exons: 2
Coding region: 7-2163 (718 amino acids)
Biological process (GO): Cajal body organization
Cellular component (GO): Cajal body
Molecular function (GO): RNA binding; protein binding
Source: RefSeq, a predicted model, not a curated record